AUGACGUUCUCCCAACUAAUGUCUCCCCUCACAUUUCCAAGCUCUGGAUUUGACUUGACUGAUGCCUCUGAAAGUAUUGAGGAAGAAACCCUGCCGACGUAUAAGGCAGAGAAGUAUUACCCGGCUCGAAUAGGCAAAAUUUUCAACGACAGGUAUCAGAUUGUUUGGGAACUAGGAUACGGAGUGACAUCGACACCGAACCAUGAGAUUAGAAUCUACAGUCAUCUCAAUUCCGUUCAAUCUCGAUCUGGCCAUCCCGGCAAAAAGCUCUUUCGACAACUAUACGACUCAUUCGAAGUGAUUGGCCCAGAUGGCACUCACGUGUGCCUUGUUCAACAACCAUUGGGAUUGAGUCUGGAACAGAUGCUCGACCUUCGGCCUGCCGGGACUCUGGCUAUACAACUUUUAAAACCUCCGUUACGACAGAUCCUGGGGGGGCUUGACUUCCUACAUUCAGCCAACAUUGUGCAUACAGAUCUCCAAUCCAGAAACAUGCUUCUUGAGAUUGACGAUCCUAAUGUGUUCUCGGUAUUCGAAGAGGCUGAGUUGAAACACCCCGCGCCGAGAAAGGUCCUCGGCGAUCGCGUUAUUUACAAGAGCCGGCGGAUUCCCCGCACACGGUGCCUUCCUAUUAUAACAGAUUUUGGCGAGGCCAGGUUCGGUGAUGAAGAUCACAGAGGACAGGAUGUUAUGCCAGAUGUCUACAGGGCACCAGAGGUUAUUCUCAAGAUGAAUUGGGACAAUAAAGUUGAUAUUUGGAGCAUUGCUAUGGUAUUUUGGGACCUCGUAGCUGGGCGUACCCUCUUCCAAGCCAGGAAUGAUCAGCGACUUCUGGACGAUACACUCCACCUUGCAGAGAUGGUUGCUAUCAUGGGACCUCCUCCCAGGGAGUUUUUGGAACGAUGUGAGACGAGUUCUAUAUGGUGGGAUAAGAACGGUCAAUGGAGAGGUUUUGCACCCAUCCCUGACAUCUCCCUCGAAAGGCUUGCAGACGAUCUCGAGGGAGAUACCAAAAAGGGAUUUCUGGAGUUUCUUCAAAGGAUUCUAUGCUGGAUGCCUGAGCAAAGGCCGACUGCGGAAGAGCUCGUAUUUGACCCCUGGUUGAUGGAGGGGCUUCAUUUAAGGAAAACCACCUAG
This is a messenger RNA of Paracoccidioides brasiliensis Pb18, 1137 nucleotides long. Its product is annotated as CMGC/SRPK protein kinase. The record is from RefSeq and is a predicted model, not a curated record. Gene Ontology annotation, molecular function: ATP binding; protein kinase activity. The transcript is spliced from 4 exons. Bases 1 to 1137 code for a protein of 378 amino acids. Gene Ontology annotation, biological process: spliceosomal complex assembly; regulation of mRNA processing; protein phosphorylation.